UGUAGGGAGCGGGCGUCGGAAGGACCCGUGGGGAUAGAAAAUGGGGCCGUUUGAGCCCUGGCAAAGGUGGGCUUGGGGAUCCAUGAGAAGGAGAUGGCUGAGAGGCUUGCGGAGCUGGAGUCCGAGGGUGCGCACGUGGGGGCGGCCGCGGGUGGGCAAGGAGCCCUGGAGAGGACGCUGCGGGCUUGUGCGAUAGACAGGCUCGAAGAUGUGGAAGAACUGAGUAGGUGGGGAUGGAGGACUGCAGGGGACCCUAGGGUUGGAGAGAUGAAGGACGCUGGGGAAUGCGGAUUACAUUCUGCAGAGCCCGAUGGCUAGGAUGGAGUUAGAGGCUACGGGAAGCCGGGGGUGGGGGCGGGGGCGUGCCGAGUGUUCCUCCGAGGCAUGACUUAGAGGGAAGACGUUUCUGGGCCGGGAGCCUGCGACCUUGUGCCCUUUCCUACACUCCUUCUUCCCACUCCCUCCAACCCCCCUCCACCCCGCACUGCAGCACCUCCCGGUGGGGGCAGGGAGGCUGAGAGGGAGGUUGGCUACAGGAAGUGGAGGGCCGCGCCAGCCUAGGGGAACUGGGAGGUGGUGUGGGGAGGGAGUGUCCAAGGUUUCUGCUGUCAUCACCUCCCUGGAGGCAGGCUCCAGGGGCUAGGUUUGUUUACCUGCUUCUUCCCCAAGGCAGCCUAUGGAGUCACCCUGGCUCCUGGCAACUUCUCCCAUGCGGAGUGGGGCCGAGCUCCUGUCUCCCGUGUCCCCCAGUACUAUAGGAUUACUGUUGAGCAGUGUUAGAAACUGACCUCGGGCCUGAAAACUGGACCUCUCGCUGUUUACAACCCUCUGCCUCCUAGGCCCGAAGUGGGAAGAUCUGUGCACCUGGUUUCUGUUGGGCAUAGGAGCUAUUUAUGGAACAAGAUGUGGGGGAGGAGGACCUAUCUCUAACCUACUGUACAUCAAGCACAGCGCCCUGCACUUUCGCUUGCAUUCUUAUUAAAUCCUCUAACUGCUAGAUGCGUUUUAUGACGUUCGGUUUUAUAAGUGGGGUAGGGAACAACUGAAAGACAGGAAAUAAGGCCCUUGAUGCCAUUAAUCUUUUAUCCUCUUGCCCUCAUUGGUAUCUUCAUCCCACCUUGGGUCCCAGUCCCCUCUUCUGUUCCCACACCACCUGUCACAUGCAAGGGAUGAUGGCUGUUUGCUCCCGGGUCUGUCUUUUGUGGGAGAGGGAUGCUGUGGAGGGAGCAUAUCCAAGCUCUAAAGUGGCAUUCUCUCGCACCCUUUGCAGUUCUGCCUCCUGGGGGCAUUGUUGGCCCCCAUCCGAGUGCUUCUGGCCUUUAUCGUCCUCUUUCUCCUCUGGCCCUUUGCCUGGCUGCAAGUGGCCGGUCUUAGUGAGGAGCAGCUUCAGGAGCCAAUUACAGGAUGGAGGAACCCUUCUUCGGUUCAACCAAGCCAUCCUAGUAUCCCGGCAUGACCCGGCUUCUCGCCGCAGAGUGGUGGAGGAGGUCCGAAGGCGGGCCACCUCAGGAGGCAAGUGGCCGCAGGUGCUAUUCUUUCCCGAGGGCACCUGUUCCAACAAAAAGGCGUUGCUUAAGUUCAAACCAGGAGCCUUCAUCGCAGGGGUGCCUGUGCAGCCCGUCCUCAUCCGCUACCCCAACAGUCUGGACACCACCAGCUGGGCAUGGAGGGGUCCUGGAGUACUCCAAGUCCUCUGGCUCACAGCCUCUCAGCCCUGCAGCAUUGUGGAUGUGGAGUUCCUUCCUGUGUAUCACCCCAGCCCUGAGGAGAGCAGGGACCCCACCCUCUAUGCCAACAAUGUUCAGAGGGUCAUGGCACAGGCUCUGGGCAUUCCAGCCACCGAAUGUGAGUUCGUAGGGAGUUUGCCUGUGAUUGUGGUGGGCCGGCUGAAGGUGGCGUUGGAGCCACAGCUCUGGGAACUGGGAAAAGUGCUUCGGAAGGCUGGGCUGUCCCCUGGCUAUGUGGACGCUGGGGCAGAGCCAGGCCGGAGUCGAAUGAUCAGCCAGGAAGAGUUUGCCAGGCAACUACAGCUCUCUGAUCCUCAGACGGUGGCUGGUGCCUUUGGCUACUUCCAGCAGGAUACCAAGGGUUUGGUGGACUUCCGAGAUGUGGCCCUUGCGCUAGCAGCUCUGGAUGGGGGCAGGAACCUGGAAGAGCUGACUCGUCUGGCCUUUGAGCUCUUUGCUGAAGAGCAAGCAGAGGGGCCCAACCGCCUGCUGUGCAAAGACGGCUUCAGCGCCAUCCUGCACCUGCUGCUGGGUUCGCCCCGCCCUGCCGCCGCAGCUUUGCAUGCUGAGCUGUGCCAGGCAGGACCCAGCCGAGGCCUGUCCCUGUGUCAGUUCCAGAACUUCUCCCUCCAUGACCCACUCUAUGGGAAGCUCUUCAGCACCUACCUGCGCCCCCCACACACCUCUCGAGGCACCUCCCAGACACCAAAUGCCUCAUCCCCAGGCAGCCCCACUGCUCUGGCCAACGGGACUGUGCAAGCACCCAAGCAGAAGGGAGACUGAGCGCCUCAGCCUCUCGCCCCUCCUCCUCAGGGCAGCGCCAGGGGCCUCCCCUGUGCCUCAGCCCCACCCCCUCCUCCUCAGGGCAGCGCCAGGGGUCUCCCCUACGCUCAGCCCCUCUCUGCUCCUGUUUGAAUUUUGUUAUUGUUGUUUGGUUGUUUUUUUUUUAAGUUGAUUUUAAUUUUUUGUUUGGCUGAUUUUUUUUUUUGUAAAAAAC
Molecule: messenger RNA, 2724 nt
Organism: Cercocebus atys (sooty mangabey)
Lineage: Eukaryota; Metazoa; Chordata; Mammalia; Primates; Cercopithecidae
Gene: LPCAT4
Product: lysophosphatidylcholine acyltransferase 4
Exons: 12
Coding region: 1161-2510 (449 amino acids)
Biological process (GO): phosphatidylcholine acyl-chain remodeling
Cellular component (GO): endoplasmic reticulum
Molecular function (GO): 1-acylglycerophosphocholine O-acyltransferase activity
Source: RefSeq, a predicted model, not a curated record